Messenger RNA from Penicillium soppii, 222 nucleotides. RefSeq names its product YqaE/Pmp3 family membrane protein. The transcript is spliced from 3 exons. NCBI's taxonomy places the organism in Eukaryota, Fungi, Ascomycota, Eurotiomycetes, Eurotiales, Aspergillaceae. Gene Ontology annotation, cellular component: membrane. Bases 1 to 222 code for a protein of 73 amino acids. The record is from RefSeq and is a predicted model, not a curated record.
AUGCCUUUCACCGCUUCGGACAUCUGCAAGAUCAUCAUCGCUAUCAUCCUCCCCCCUCUGGGUGUUUUCCUGGAGAGAGGAUGUGGUGCCGACCUCUUGAUCAACAUCUGUUUGACCAUCCUGGGAUACCUUCCCGGUAUCAUUCAUGCAAUUAAAGAGGCGGUGCGAAUCGAUAUCCAGACCGGUGUCAGCAUGGUUCCGUGGAGGUCCGGCUCAGACUAG